Molecule: messenger RNA, 701 nt
Organism: Clarias gariepinus (North African catfish)
Lineage: Eukaryota; Metazoa; Chordata; Actinopteri; Siluriformes; Clariidae
Gene: ndufab1a
Product: NADH:ubiquinone oxidoreductase subunit AB1a
Exons: 5
Coding region: 38-484 (148 amino acids)
Biological process (GO): fatty acid biosynthetic process
Cellular component (GO): mitochondrion
Molecular function (GO): acyl carrier activity; acyl binding
Source: RefSeq, a predicted model, not a curated record
ACGCGCGUUGCAUUGUGGGACGGUGAGCGGGUUAAAGAUGGCGGCGCGCGUCCUCUCCCGGUGUGUCCGGUCACUGAGCCGCGGCGCGGCCCCGGUUAUCCGCUGUGAAGUCUCCGCCCUGUCUCUCCGCCGCGCGCGGGGCUUCUCUCAGCUCGUACCGGGACACAAACCGGUGCUCGCGCAGGUUAGCGGCGGGAUCCAGCAGUGGCGGCACUACGGCGACCUUCCACCUCUGACCCUGGAGUCAAUCAAAGACCGCGUGCUGUACGUCCUCAAACUGUAUGAUAAGAUCAACCCAGAGCAGCUUCAGGUCACGUCUCACUUCAUGAAGGACCUGGGCCUAGACAGUCUCGACCAGGUGGAGAUCAUCAUGGCCAUGGAGGAUGAAUUCGGGUUCGAGAUUCCAGACGCUGAGGCGGAGAAGCUGAUGACUCCUGAUGAGAUCGUCCAGUACAUCGCAGAUAAAAAGGACGUGUACGAAUGAGCGCUUCUCGUUCACUGUACAGUGGUGUGUGUGUGUGGAGAGACGCCUGUGACGACGGCGGUGUAGCGUGUGUGUAUUGUGUUCAGCUGUGAAAUUAAAGCUCUUUGUGAUCCUGGACUUUAUUCUAGAGCUGAUUUGGGAUCAGCAGGAUCUACUCUUCCUACUGCAGGAAAUGAUUAAAGUAUAAACUUGAGCAGAAUAAAAUCACUGGUUUAGA